Molecule: messenger RNA, 1626 nt
Organism: Babesia sp. Xinjiang
Lineage: Eukaryota; Apicomplexa; Aconoidasida; Piroplasmida; Babesiidae
Gene: sua5
Product: Threonylcarbamoyl-AMP synthase
Exons: 2
Coding region: 1-1626 (541 amino acids)
Biological process (GO): regulation of translational fidelity
Cellular component (GO): cytoplasm
Molecular function (GO): tRNA binding; double-stranded RNA binding; nucleotidyltransferase activity
Source: RefSeq, a predicted model, not a curated record
AUGAUUCGUGAGGCUGAUGAACAGUGGCCCAUCAAGGUCAGACUUGAUGAUGACACUAUUAUGAAGCUUGAGCGUCUUAGAGACCAUGUCCUUCACCCUGGUGGGCUCAUAGUCUUGCCUACGGAGACCGUUUAUGGUUUGGCUGCUAAUGCACUGUGCGACGAUUCCGUUUUUAAGAUAUUCGAGGUCAAGGGCCGACCUCUGAGUGACCCUGUGAUAUUACACGUGCCUACAUUUAGAGAUGCCUUGUCAAGUAUUUUUGACGCUGAUUUGUUCGAUGCGUGUCUAAUAUUAUUUUUGGGAUUGUCAUUUUCUCCAGGGCCGUUGACUAUGAUAACUCGUGGUAAGGAGGGUCUUUCGCCUUUGCUUUCGGCUAAUACGGGUUUCCCGGCAGUGCGCUGUCCCAGUCACCACAUCGCGCAAUUGAUUCUUAAGCAUGUAGGUGUUCCGCUUGCUGCGCCAUCGGCUAACAAGUUUGGUCACAUUAGUCCAACAUCUGCUGAGCAUGUAUCUUCGGAGUUUGAAGGUGUACCUAUGUUCAUUAUCGAUGGUGGGCGUUGCGAUUUAGGUGUUGAGUCUACGGUUUUGAAAGUGGAGCCUGUCUUUGAUGACAUUCGAGCUGAGGUAUUUUUGAAGAAGCACAAAGGUACAUAUGCCAAUUUGCAAACUGUGAUUUCUUUGCUUCGUCCUGAGGUGAUCUCUGAUCCUUCCAAGAAGGAUGAGUUGAUCGAGAAAUGUAGUUUUAUGGCCGGUAUGCCAUCCAGUCUACCUAGGGAUUUGAUAGAUACUCUUUUGUCUAUGAAAGAUACAUCCCGCACGGUUACUAUCCUGCGUCCAGGUUAUGUGACUGAGGCCGAUUUGACCCGUCGUCUAUCAUCUUCAUUUUUCAGUAAUGUGAAAGUUGUCCACAAGCAAAUUUUUGCCAAGGCCCAUGAGCAUUGUGAAUGUCCUGGUACUACAUUGACCCACUAUGCCCCCGCUGUACCUACCUACUUGGCGAGUGAAGUUCAGAGUGAAGGCGGUGUGCCUGUAGACUCAGAGAGCAUAGUGAUGGUUGACUGUGAUGGUGACUUUAAGGACUUCGUGGAUUCAUUUUUGUAUUAUAUUCCGAUGGCUAAGGGCGACCAAUCUUUGGCUUAUAAUCUGUAUGAUUCACUUCGUCAGGCUGAGCGCAUGGCUCUACGCUGCAUUGGUACUGUUAAUCCGUAUGCUGGCGAGGAUGCAUGGCCGAUGUCAACGAUCAUUGUGGUGAAUUACAAAGAGCAACCUACCGAGCUGAACGCCACAUUACGUGAUCGUCUUAUACGUGCAUCAUCAGGCAAUACGGUCAAGUAUAAGCUUGAUCCGGAUAAUGUCGAAUUUUUUAUGGUUGGUUUGGGUUUUCAGAGUGUAAAGAAGACUCAUGUAUUUUCCGCUGAAGCAGUUAAGCUGAAGGAGGUACUAAAGUCUAGAAAGAAGAUCGGUAAAUCAAAAUCAUCCCGAGAUAAGUCUACCACUAAACCCACGAAAGCACAUGGCAACACCAGUGAUGAUGAACCUUCCAGAUUGGACUUGAUAUUAUCAGCCUCUCGCCCUCGCAAGGCGGUACUUAAAAAGGCAGUUUCUAAAGGCCGUCGCAAAACCUAG